Messenger RNA from Lycium ferocissimum, 1315 nucleotides. Its product is annotated as two-component response regulator ARR8-like. Lineage: Eukaryota; Viridiplantae; Streptophyta; Magnoliopsida; Solanales; Solanaceae. The coding region runs from base 30 to 716 and encodes 228 amino acids. The transcript is spliced from 5 exons. The record is from RefSeq and is a predicted model, not a curated record. Gene Ontology annotation, biological process: phosphorelay signal transduction system; cytokinin-activated signaling pathway.
UUUUUUGUUGUGAAAAUAAGUUUGAGAAAAUGGGAAUGGCAGCUGCAGAUCUACAGUUUCAUGUUCUAGCUGUUGAUGAUAGUUUAAUAGAUAGAAAACUCAUUGAAAGACUCUUUAAAAUCUCUUCUUGCCAAGUUACAACUGUGGAUUCUGGAAGUAAAGCUUUGGAGUUUCUUGGUUUACAAGAAGAACAUGAUGACCAAAAUAACCCAAAUCAGCCUUGUGUUUCUCCUAGCAACCAACAGGAAGUGGAAGUUAAUCUUAUUAUUACAGAUUAUUGUAUGCCUGGGAUGACAGGCUAUGAUUUGCUAAAGAAAAUUAAGGAAUCUUCAUCGCUAAGAAAUAUACCUGUAGUCAUUAUGUCAUCUGAAAAUGUUCCUUCAAGAAUCAGUAGAUGCUUAGAAGAAGGGGCAGAAGAAUUUUUCUUGAAGCCAGUGAGAUUAUCAGAUGUUAAUAAACUUAAACCCCAUAUGAUGAAAACCAAAUGUAAAAGUCAGUUACAAGAACCUGAGAAAUUGGUCACAGAAGAAAAACAAGAAUCAAUAGAAAUUGCACAUGUUGUUCCAUCACAACCACAAAAAGAAUCAGACACAACACAACAACAACAACAGCAGCAAUUACAAGCCAAUAGUAAUAAUAACAAGAGAAAGGCCAUGGAAGAAAAUCUAUCACCAGACAGAACAAGAUCAAGAUUCAGUAGCCUCACAACAGUCUAAUCUCUGUUGCAAAUAUGUAAACUUUUUCUUUUUUCCCCUGAUUUGGAAGUUACUUCAGAUAACCCCCUUUUAUUUCCCUUUUUCAACUUUUGUUUAGUUAACAGAGUUAGGAUAAUGUAGAGAAGAGAGAGAGAGAGAGAGAGAGAAAAAUCAUCCAUCCUUAUAAGAUGAUGUGAUGUCCAUGACGGAGGACAAGUCAAUGAGUGCGGAAGGCUGACAUGCUUCUAGAUUUGAAAGCUUCUGAAGAAGGGGUGUACGUGAUAUUUUAGGUGAAUCUCACAAAGGAACGAGGGAGUAAAUUCUAGAAGACAUAACAAAAGUUUAUAUGGCACGCGCGUUUUUGAUCGAUGAUACCGUAGCUCAAGGGGCAAAUAUGUGAGGUUUAUUGAGCCAAAGCGGAUAAUAUGUGCCAUAAACUUAGGCUGUGACAACUUCUGUGAACAUUUUACAUGGGAUAAAACUUUCAUCCAGUUUUGGUUUGCUAAUCUAAUAGGGGAAGAGUUUGCCAAUGUAGUUAGAAAUGUGCUGAAAUUUACUUCAUGUAAAUAGACAAGCAUUUAACAUAGAAGUAGCCUGAUGUUCUCUUUCUGCUUUCUCAA